This is a messenger RNA of Stegodyphus dumicola, 1870 nucleotides long. It is a transcript of the gene CSN4, whose product is annotated as COP9 signalosome subunit 4. NCBI's taxonomy places the organism in Eukaryota, Metazoa, Arthropoda, Arachnida, Araneae, Eresidae. Gene Ontology annotation, cellular component: COP9 signalosome; cytosol. The record is from RefSeq and is a predicted model, not a curated record.
CUAACCUCCUUGGCUCUGACGCUUUUAAAGCUGCAAUAUAUGUGUUUUUACUGCUAAGAGUUACAAUCUCAUAUUUGUUUUCCUAAAUUGAAAUUAUGCUUAAUAUUAAUUCGAACUUUUUUCCAAAAGGCAAAAAGACAUAGCUUAACUGUCUUAGUAGCGUUUGUUUGUGUCGUUGUGAAGAAUUGUGAACACAAUCUGAAAUCUGUGAAUCCUGUGAAAUCUAUCUCUUAUUUUUGGAUUUUUAUCGGAUAAAUUUUGAUUUAGCUUCAGGUUUUUCCAUAUUAAAAUAUUGUUAAUGGCGACGAAUAUACGGCAACAGUUAGCCGCUCUUGCAAGUUUAGGUGGGACACCGAAAGAUCAAGCCGAUCGGUACCGUAGUAUUUUGGAUACUAUUGUAAAGAGUAAUGACAGUAAUGAGCUGAUCGAAGGUCUUAAAGCAUUUGUUGAAGCAAUUGUUAAUGAAAAUGUAAGUUUAGUGAUAUCACGACAGCUUUUGACUGAUGUUGGAAAUAACUUAAUGAAGUUGCCUGAUGAUGUUUCAAGAGUAGUAUCUCAUUACACUUUGGAUAAAGUGCAGCCACGUGUUGUUUCUUUUGAAGAACAGGUGGCAAGUAUUAGGCAACACCUAGCUGAAAUCUAUGAAAAAGAACAGAGUUGGAGGGAAGCUGCAAAUGUUCUGGUUGGAAUACCUUUGGAAACUGGCCAGAAGCAGUAUUCUGUGGAUUACAAAUUAGACACAUAUUUAAAGAUAGCUCGGCUUUAUUUAGAAGAUGAUGAUCCUGUUCAGGCUGAAGCAUUUAUUAAUAGAGCAUCUUUAUUACAAGCAGAGUCAAAAGAUGAGCAAUUACAAAUAUAUUACAAGGUUUGUUACGCUAGAGUUCUAGAUUACAGGAGAAAGUUCAUUGAAGCUGCUCAGCGGUAUAAUGAGUUAUCAUACCGCACAAUUAUACAUGAAGAAGAACGAAUGAGAGCUUUAAAAAAUGCUUUGAUCUGUACCAUUCUUGCAUCAGCCGGUCAGCAACGUUCUAGAAUGUUAGCUACUUUAUUCAAAGAUGAAAGAUGUCAACAGUUGCCCACAUAUGGAAUCUUAGAAAAAAUGUAUCUAGAUAGAAUAAUCAGACGAAGUGAACUACAGGAAUUUUCUGUCAUGCUACAACUUCACCAGAAAGCUACUACACCCGAUGGUUCAACUAUUUUGGACAGAGCUGUAAUAGAACACAACUUACUUUCUGCUAGCAAGUUGUACAAUAACAUAACUUUCGAGGAAUUAGGAGCACUUCUUGAAAUCCCUCCAGCUAAAGCUGAAAAAAUUGCAUCUCAGAUGAUUACUGAAGGUAGAAUGUAUGGGUACAUUGAUCAGAUUAAUUCCAUUGUAAAUUUUGAAACAAAAGAAGUUCUUCCAUCCUGGGACAAACAAAUCCAGAGCCUGUGCUUUCAGGUUAAUAACAUUAUAGAGAAAAUUACUCUUCAUGCACCUGACUGGAUGGCUCAAGCAAUGGAAGAACAAAUGGUGCACUAACAUUUUGAUUAUUUAAUUAAAAAAGGAUAUUGCACUAUCUGUUGUAGAAAGAAAAAGGACUUUUUGUAUCUGCUUUAUCAGAUAGAAAGGAUAACUAAUAAAAUUUGCUGAACUAUAUGUACAUACAUUUUAAUAUUAUAAUUUUCUUUAAUUUUGGAUUAAAAGAUUUUAAGCAGACAUAAAAAACUGUUCAGGAGAUUAAAAAAGAUUUUAAAAUUUCAUGGCAACUAGCAAACUUUAAUUAGCAUUGCUAAGAAAAAUCAGUAUGAAACAGUUAUAAAAAUUUAUGCAUGCAUUUAGUUAAUAAUUAGCUUAAAUAAAAUAUGUACUACUUAUUACCCAGAAAAA